Messenger RNA from Didymodactylos carnosus, 711 nucleotides. The record is from the annotation of a GenBank genome assembly. NCBI's taxonomy places the organism in Eukaryota, Metazoa, Rotifera, Eurotatoria, Philodinida, Philodinidae.
AUGAUACAACUCGGCAUUACCAGUGCCAUGUGUGAGUUACCACAAGCACGUCGACUUAUGUGUUGGGCACACGUAAUCCGUAAGAGUCGCGAACAUCGAAAAUUGGUAUUAGAUAAAGAAAUAUGGUGCGCUAUUGAAAAAGACAUCGUCAAUUUACAAUUAGUUUUUAAUGAUCAUUUAUUUGGUAGCGCAGCUAGAAUGAUGAUAAUGAAAUGGACUGCUGACAAAGACCUUCAUGCAUUUAGAAAAUAUUUUGAAGACCAGUGGUUACUAUCAUUACCAUUUUGGUAUGAAGGUAGUGCAAAUCUUAGUCCAUCUACUAAUAACGGUCUUGAAUCGUUGAAUGCUAGCACGAAUACACCAUUUGCUAUUCAAAUUGAAUUUACUGAUGAUUUGGCAGUUAGAGCAUAUCAAUGGUUACAAAAACUUGAUCGAACAAAAGUAUUACAUUUAGGUGCAGCUAGUUAUGUUGUAUCUUCUUCUGAACAAAAAAUGGGUACAUCAUUAUGGGUACAAUAUUAUCAUAUUGAUUUUUCUCGUUUAACUCCACCAUUAUUUUGUUCGUGUAAAUAUGGCCUUAAAGAAUACUCUUCCAUUCAUUUACUGGGCUUACUAAUGAUGUGGGAUUAUCGUAGAAUUCCACAGCCACUGGGGAUAAGAAGGGGAAAGAGUCGUCCAAAGAAAGUUAAAUUAGCGUUAACAAAAGACUGA